Molecule: messenger RNA, 1178 nt
Organism: Erythranthe guttata (spotted monkey flower)
Lineage: Eukaryota; Viridiplantae; Streptophyta; Magnoliopsida; Lamiales; Phrymaceae
Gene: VAMP714
Product: vesicle-associated membrane protein 714
Biological process (GO): vesicle-mediated transport
Cellular component (GO): membrane
Source: RefSeq, a predicted model, not a curated record
UCCUAAUCCUGUCACAUUUAUUUUUUCCAGCUGUGCUGUAAACAUAGCAAAACCCUCCCAAACGACGCCGUAUUCCAAUUUUGACUGCCCGGUCCAACUCUCCUCCUCAACCCAUCCACCUCAGUUGAUCAUAUUCAUAUUGAUUAAUUGAUAAUUAUUAAUUUCUGAAACCCUCAAUUUUUGCCAUUGUAAGUAUCCACUCAAAGGAUUGGGGAUGGCGAUUCUGUUCGGGCUGGUGGCGCGUGGGAAGAUUGUGCUGGCGGAGUUCAGCGCCGUGACCGGAAAUACCGGCGUGGUCGUUCGUCGGAUACUCGAGAAACUCCUGGUGGACGAAUCGGCUGAGACGAGGUUGUGCUUCUCUCAGGAUCGCUACAUCUUCCACAUCCUCCGAUCUGAUGGCCUUACUUUCCUCUGUAUGGCCAACGACACCUUCGGAAGAAGAAUCCCAUUUUCAUAUUUGGAGGAUAUUCAAAUGAGAUUUAUGAAGAACUAUGGGAGAGUGGCUUCUUAUGCACCUGCUUAUGCUAUGAACGAUGAAUUCUCAAGAGUGUUGCACCAGCAAAUGGAGUUUUUCUCCAGUAAUCCCAAUGCAGAUACGCUCAACCGUGUUAGAGGAGAAGUUAGUGAGGUACGAACAAUAAUGGUGGAUAACAUUGACAAGAUCCUAGAGAGAGGUGAGAGGAUUGAGCUUCUUGUAGACAAAACAUCAACCAUGCAAGAUAGUGCGUUUCACUUCAGAAAACAAUCGAAGCGCCUUCGUCAAUCUCUAUGGAUGAAAAAUGCGAAGCUAUUGGCAGUGCUGACGUGUUUUAUUGUUUUCCUCCUAUAUUUCAUAAUCGCGGCUGCAUGUGGAGGCAUAACUUUACCAUCUUGUCGAUCAAAAUAAUUAUAUGUUGAGGUAUGGUUAAGUGUAUCCCCGUUUGAUGAUCCAAGUUUGAUUCUUUCGAUAUGUCAAAUGGUAAUAUUCUAUUGCCCAAGAGAAAAUUUACGCAGUUAUGUUUUUUUUUUUUUUUUUUUUUUUUCUGGAUGUAAAUUAGUGUGAUGGGAAAAAAGCAUGAUGAUUUCUUAGUUUAUUGUUGUUGCCAUUCUCUGCUAUUUUUAUAUGUAUAGAACAAAAUAAUGGUGAACUGUGUUUCUCUUUGAAUUUAGAAGUUUUAUUAAUUAAUUUAUUUAUUACG